Messenger RNA from Ochotona curzoniae (black-lipped pika), 3466 nucleotides. RefSeq names its product amyloid beta precursor like protein 2 (gene APLP2). Gene Ontology annotation, biological process: central nervous system development; axonogenesis. Gene Ontology annotation, molecular function: transition metal ion binding; heparin binding; serine-type endopeptidase inhibitor activity. Gene Ontology annotation, cellular component: membrane. The transcript is spliced from 18 exons. The record is from RefSeq and is a predicted model, not a curated record. Bases 64 to 2331 code for a protein of 755 amino acids. Lineage: Eukaryota; Metazoa; Chordata; Mammalia; Lagomorpha; Ochotonidae.
UCAGCAGACCUGUCCGUGCGUUUUCAGCUUGCGAGCUUUAGCGCGAGAGCAACGCGACGAGGGAUGGCGGCCACCGGCACCGCCGCGGCCAGGGGCAAGCUCCUCGUCCUGCUGCUGCUCGCACUCACGGCGCCCGCCGCGGCACUGGCCGGCUACAUCGAGGCUCUGGCAGCCAAUGCUGGAACUGGAUUUGCUGUUGCCGAGCCUCAAAUUGCGAUGUUUUGUGGGAAGUUAAACAUGCAUGUGAACAUUCAGACUGGGAAGUGGGAGCCUGAUCCAACAGGCACCAAGAGCUGCUUAGGAAGAAAAGAAGAAGUUCUUCAGUACUGUCAAGAGAUGUAUCCAGAGCUGCAGAUCACAAAUGUGAUGGAAGCAAACCAGCCGGUCAGUAUUGACAAUUGGUGCCGAAAGGACAAGAAGCCAUGCAAGACUCACAUUGUUAUACCAUUCAAGUGUCUGGUGGGUGAAUUUGUAAGUGACGUUCUGCUAGUUCCAGAAAAGUGCCAGUUUUUCCACAAAGAGCGACUGGAGGUAUGCGAGAACCAUCAGCACUGGCACUCCGUGGUCAAGGAGGCGUGUCUGACUCAGGGAAUGACCUUAUAUAGCUAUGGCAUGCUGCUUCCCUGUGGGGUGGACCAGUUCCACGGCACUGAAUAUGUGUGCUGCCCUCCAACAAAAGAAAAGGAGGAAGAGGAGGAGGAGGAAGAGGAAGAGGAGGAGGAAGACUAUGAAAUCUAUAAAAGUGAAUUUCCUACUGAAGCAGAUUUAGAAGACUUCACAGAAGCUGCUGUGGAAGAGGAGGAUGAGGAUGAGGAUGAUGAUGAGGAAGGAGAGGAAGUGGUGGAGGACCGGGAUUACUAUUAUGACAACUUUAAGGGAGAUGACUACAAUGAGGACACCCCAACUGAGCCCGGCAGUGAAGGCCCCAUUUCUGAAAAGGAGAUCACUCAUGACGUUAAAGCUGUCUGCUCCCAGGAGGCCAUGACGGGGCCCUGCCGGGCCGUGAUGCCUCGUUGGUACUUCGACCUCUCCAAGGGAAAGUGCGUGCGCUUUAUAUAUGGCGGCUGCGGCGGCAACAGGAACAAUUUUGAGUCUGAGGAUUAUUGUAUGGCUGUGUGUAAAGCGAUGAUUCCCCCAACUCCUCUGCCAACCAAUGAUGUGGAUGUGUAUUUCGAGACCUCUGCAGAUGAUAACGAGCAUGCUCGCUUCCAGAAGGCUAAGGAACAGCUGGAAAUUCGGCACCGCAAUCGAAUGGACAGGGUGAAGAAAGAAUGGGAGGAGGCAGAGCUUCAAGCCAAGAACCUUCCCAAAGCAGAGAGGCAGACUCUGAUUCAGCACUUCCAAGCCAUGGUUAAAGCUUUGGAGAAGGAAGCAGCGAGUGAGAAGCAGCAGCUGGUAGAAACGCACCUGGCGCGAGUGGAAGCCAUGCUGAAUGAUCGGCGGCGGAUGGCUCUGGAGAAUUACCUGGCUGCCCUGCAGUCCGACCCCCCGCGGCCAUAUCGCAUUCUCCACGCCUUGCGGCGAUAUGUCCGUGCUGAGAACAAAGAUCGGCUACACACCAUCCGUCAUUACCAGCAUGUGUUGGCUGUUGACCCAGAAAAGGCUGCCCAGAUGAAAUCACAGGUGAUGACCCAUCUCCAUGUUAUUGAAGAAAGGAGGAACCAGAGCCUCUCUCUUCUCUACAAAGUCCCUUACGUGGCCCAAGAAAUUCAAGAGGAAAUUGAUGAGCUCCUUCAGGAACAGCGAGCGCACAUGGACCAGUUCACUGCCUCCAUCUCAGAGAGCCCCGUGGACGUCCGGGUGAGCUCGGAGGAGAGCGAGGAGGUUCCACCAUUCUACCCUUUCCAUCCCUUCCCAGCCUUGCCUGAGAACGAAGACCCUCAGCCGGAGUUGUACCACCCAGUGAAGAAAGGCUCUGGAGUGGGAGAGAAGGACGGGGCACUGAUUGGUGCAGAAGAGAAAGUGAUUAACAGUAAGAAUAAAGUGGAGGAACAUAUGGUCAUCGAUGAGACUCUCGAUGUUAAGGAAAUGAUUUUCAAUGCUGAGAGGGUUGGAGGCCUGGAGGAAGAGCCGGAGUCCACGGGACCUCUGCGGGAGGACUUCAGUCUGAGCAGCAGUGCUCUCAUUGGGCUGCUGGUCAUUGCAGUGGCCAUUGCCACGGUCAUCGUCAUUAGCCUGGUGAUGCUACGAAAGAGACAGUAUGGCACCAUCAGCCACGGGAUUGUGGAGGUGGACCCCAUGCUGACCCCAGAAGAGCGUCACCUGAACAAGAUGCAAAAUCAUGGUUAUGAAAACCCAACCUACAAGUACCUGGAGCAGAUGCAGAUUUAAGUGACGGGAGGCAUGUCACCCCCUGGUCGGAUGGGGGUGCAGGUGAGCAGAAGAGGACCAGCAGCUGCUGCCAGUGGGGUCAGCUGAUACCCUGAUCCCCUGCGUCACUGAGACCAGGAAGUGUACUACUGUAGAACUGCAAUUCCAUUCUUUUAACGGAGUGACAAAUGUUAAUAUAACAAUAUAUGAUAUAUAAACCUUACGUGAAAUGAAAAGAUCUAUCUAUUGCAGAUAUUUGACUGAUGCAGUUUUCUUUUUAAAUUAAUCAGAAGCAACCCCACUUCUGUUGUAUCGUCUUACACCCGCACUCUAUAUAAAUGGAAACUGUUGAUUUUUGUUUGUAGACUGUAUAUGCAGACUGUUUGUUCCAGUUACAUUGUAUAAAUCCACCGUGCUAGGCUCUUUCACUGUCCCUGUUGUGACUGGGGAAAGAAAACAAAAAGAAGGCAGUGCCUGCUUUUCAGAAUGAACUGUCUGAAAGCCGCGUGUGGCAGGGACCUGUGACCGUCCCUGAAACAGACCAUUAUGGCUGCCCAGAGUGGGUUCAAGGACCAGCUGAACCGCCGUGGGGCCACAGAGGCUGAAGGCCACAGACAGCAGGGACCCACCACAGCUUUCCUUCCAAAUCCCGUUCUUCCACAGAAGCAAACACAAGUGUGUAUUCCACUGCCUGGAGCUUCUCACUCUCCCCUCCCCGCCCGUCUGUCCAAACGUGUGUUCUCUCACCUUUGGAUGUUUCCCACCAAGAGCACCUGCCCUGGCCCUCCACUGUCACUGGCCUCCCUGCUGUCCACUGGGAGCAGGGGGCGGACAGCUGGAGACGGUGUGGGGAGGCUGUGUGCCGUGGGAGGGGUGUGUUCCAGACGCUGCAGAAAGCCCCAGGGGUUUUUGUUUCCUUCACACGAGUCUUUGUGCAGCUUGUAUAGUUGAUGUUGAUGUUCACAACUCUUUUUAAUCUGAAGGUUCUGGUAACCCGUGGUGUAUUUUUUGGUUUCCCUGUGACUUUUUUUUCCUUUUGAUCCCAUCAUGUCUGUUCCCACUAUGCACAGAUUAAAUUUCACCUACAAACUCCCGAAUAUGAUCUGUGGAGAAUGUACAGUUUAAACACAUCAAUAAAGACUUUAACUGCCACUGA